Molecule: messenger RNA, 516 nt
Organism: Suillus fuscotomentosus
Lineage: Eukaryota; Fungi; Basidiomycota; Agaricomycetes; Boletales; Suillaceae
Exons: 2
Coding region: 1-516 (171 amino acids)
Source: RefSeq, a predicted model, not a curated record
AUGAAUGAUUCUGAACCAUCGACUGAGACGUUUACACCCAUUCAAUACGAGCCUGAUAAUCCCGCCAGUAUUACACGGCGGGGGACACCUGUUCAAGCAGGCUCCUCCCGAUACAGUCCAUAUGCACGUAGCACCACGAGCUCAAAACCCUCCACGUCGUUGGCAUCGGCCAGCAUGAUGGGCGAUGCCGAGGGUCCUCAAUGUCCUCUAAAGGUCCCCCAACCUAGCAUGAAGGACUAUGAUGCAACACAAACACUGGCUGUCCAUUGGGCACAAAAGCGCCUCAUUAUGGACAGUGUAUUUGAGGGUUGGAUCAGAAACACCAAAGAUGAGAAGGCCAACAUGGACACCCGCGUCACUGAGAUCAUCUCUCAGGCUAAUAUAAAAUUCAAUUGUAUGUUGCUACCCAGCAAAUAUCUCAAAGACUGUAUAAUCAAUGCCUUAAUCAAGAAUCGCAGAGCGCUCGCGAAAAAAGCUGAAAAUUUUGUGCAUUUAUACAACCUCGAACCGCUGUAG